Messenger RNA from Torulaspora delbrueckii, 2118 nucleotides. It is a transcript of the gene CDC9, whose product is annotated as DNA ligase (ATP) CDC9. Gene Ontology annotation, biological process: DNA recombination; lagging strand elongation; DNA biosynthetic process. The record is from RefSeq and is a predicted model, not a curated record. The coding region runs from base 1 to 2118 and encodes 705 amino acids. The transcript has a single exon. Gene Ontology annotation, cellular component: nucleus; mitochondrion. Gene Ontology annotation, molecular function: DNA ligase (ATP) activity; DNA binding; ATP binding. NCBI's taxonomy places the organism in Eukaryota, Fungi, Ascomycota, Saccharomycetes, Saccharomycetales, Saccharomycetaceae.
AUGUUUCGAGUGGUUGGCAGACCAUUAGUGGAACUAUUGAUCAACAAGGGAAUGUCUUCGGGCAAGAAACAGGCCACUUUGGCUCGAUUUUUCAGUGCAGUGCAGAAGGAUGAUACAAAGGAGAAAGUAAAUGGUGAUGUGAAGAUCAUUGAGUCCAGAGAUAAUCAGGAUGAGCCCGUUACGAAGAAGUUCAAGUCAUCUUCACCUGUCAAGUUGCAGACGUCAUCUUUGUCGCCCGUGAAGUCGGCCGGUGUUGAGUCUGGAGAUAAACCAGUCUCUCCCGAUCUUUAUUACUCAAAGGUACCUUACUCGGACGUUUGCAAUGUGUUCCAGGAGAUUGAGGGCACGUCUUCGAGACUCUCAAUUAUUAAGAUCUGCUCAGAAUUUUUCAGUCGCAUCAUGAAGGAUAACCCACAGAACUUGAUCCCAACGACCUACUUGUUCAUCAACCGAUUGGGUCCCGAUUAUGAGCCAGGACUGGAACUGGGACUGGGAGAAGGUCUGUUGAUGAAGACUAUCAGUGAAGCUUGUGGCAAAUCCCUCGUGCAGGUUAAAAAUCGGUAUAGAGAGAUGGGUGACUUGGGUCAAAUCGCGCUUGAAGCAAGAAACGUUCAACCUACGAUGUUUAAGCCCAAGCCGUUGACUGUGGGUGAAGUGUUCGAAAAUUUAAGAGCAAUUGCCCAUUCACAAGGGAAGGAUUCGCAGACUAGAAAGAUUAAGCUGAUCAAGAGAAUGCUCACCGCGUGUGAAGGUGUCGAAGCCAAGUUUCUGAUAAGAUCUCUAGAGUCGAAAUUGAGAAUUGGUUUAGCCGAGAAAACAGUAUUGAUCUCACUCUCGAAAGCUUUGCUGACCAACGAGGGUGAAACUGGUAAGGAGCCAUCGAUGGAACUUGUUGAACAGGCAGAGGCAAAGAUUAGGGACGCAUUUUGUCAAGUGCCAAACUAUGAGAUUGUUAUCAACGCAUGUCUAGAUUACGGAAUAAUGGAGUUGGACAAGCAUUGCCGAUUGAGGCCCGGUAUUCCCUUGAAACCGAUGCUUGCCAAGCCAACUAAGUCUAUCACCGAAGUACUUGACAGAUUCCAGGGCCAAACCUUUACAUCAGAGUACAAAUAUGAUGGUGAAAGAGCGCAAGUACAUCUACUUGAAGAUGGAACAAUGAGAAUUUACUCACGUAAUGGUGAAAACAUGACUGAAAGGUACCCCGAAAUCAGUAUCAGAGAUUUCGUCGCAGACCUUGAGCACACAAAGACAUUGAUUUUGGAUUGUGAAGCAGUAGCCUGGGACAAGGUACAACAAAAGAUCCUACCAUUCCAAGUCCUCAGUACAAGAAAGCGUAAGGAUGUUGAAGCCAAGGAUGUCAAAGUCAGAGUGUGUCUCUUUGCAUUCGAUAUCAUAUGUCACAAUGGUGAAAGACAGAUCAACAAGUCUCUAAGAGAGAGAAGAGAAUUACUAGCGCAAGUGACUAAACCAGUUGCUGGCGAAUUUCAAUACGCUGUUGAGUUGACCACCUCUUCGGUGGAAGAACUACAAAAAUUUCUCGACCAAUCAGUCAAGGACUCUUGCGAAGGUCUCAUGGUCAAGAUGCUCGACGGUCCAGAGUCCCACUACGAACCCAGCAAACGAUCUCGUAAUUGGCUAAAGCUAAAGAAAGACUACCUCGACGGAGUAGGCGACUCACUCGAUUUGUGUGUCCUAGGAGCCUACUACGGCCGUGGUAAGCGUACAGGUACCUACGGUGGGUUUUUACUUGGCUGCUACAACCAAGAUUCCGGUGAAUUCGAAACCUGCUGUAAAAUCGGUACAGGUUUCUCCGACGAAAUGCUCCAGCAACUCUACGAAAGGUUCAGCAAAACUACGCUCGACGGACCCAAAGCUACCUACGUCUUCGACAGCAGUGCAGAACCAGACGUGUGGUUCGAGCCCACUACUCUGUUCGAAGUGCUCACAGCUGAUCUCUCACUAUCCCCCGUCUAUAAGGCAGGUGCUUCCACUUACGAUAAAGGAGUGUCUCUACGCUUCCCGAGGUUCGUUCGUCUGAGAGAUGACAAGUCUGUCGAAGAUGCCACUUCCUCUGCCCAGAUUGUCGAGCUGUACCAGGAUCAGAGCCAUGUUGCUUAA